This is a messenger RNA of Cajanus cajan (pigeon pea), 1047 nucleotides long. RefSeq lists its product as uncharacterized. Lineage: Eukaryota; Viridiplantae; Streptophyta; Magnoliopsida; Fabales; Fabaceae. The record is from RefSeq and is a predicted model, not a curated record.
AUGCCGGAUCGUGACAAGAGUAAUAGGGGGCCGAGAUACAUGCAGUAUACGCCACUCAACACCAGCAGGGCUAAGGUGUUAGAACAGGCCCUAGCCACCGAAGUAUUGGCCGUCCCCCAAAGAGCCAUGACCCCACCGCACGCCGAUAAAACAAAAGCAUGCCAGUUCCACCGGAAUAGAGGGCACACUACUGAAGAGUGUUCUGCCCUUCGGGACCGAAUUGAAGACCUUGAUAAGGCUGGACACCUUCAAAGCUUUGUUCGAUCGUCAGACAACCGAAGGAACGACAAUCGUCCUGGUAGGGGGGAGUACAGAAGGGAGAAUCAGGAUCGGGCACCUCGGCGGAAUCAAUCCCGCGAGCAUAGUAGGUCCCAGGACAGAAACAAUCAACGGGACCAGAAUCAACUUAGACGAGUCAUAAACACCAUUGCUGGAGGCUUCGCAGGAGGAGGAAGCUCAUCUUCAGCCCGGAAGAGACACUUGAGAGCCAUCCAGUCGGUCAACGCUAUAGGCCGGGCAUCUCCCAUUCGUAUGCCCCCUAUAACAUUCACUGACCGAGAUUUUCAAGGCAUUGACCCGGUACAGGACGAUCCCAUGGUCAUCAGUGUAGAGAUCAAUAACUGUAUCGUGAAGAAGACUCUGGUCGAUCGGGGUAGUUCGGCGGACAUUUUGUACUGGAAGACAUUCGAGCAACUGGUCAUUCUGGAACAGGAAUUGACGCCCUACAAUGAACCUUUGGUAGGAUUUUUGGGUGAACGGGUGGACACUCGAGGGACGAUAGACUUAUAUACCUACUUCGGGGAUGACCAACGUAGGCGGAUCAUGGUGCGAUACGUGGUUGUGAACGCCAACACCUCGUAUAACAUUCUAUUGGGCAGACCCUCUCUGAACAAGCUCCGAGCCAUAGUAUCUACUCCACAUUUGACUAUGAAGUUUCCGUUAGAGGAAGGGACCGUCAUCAUCGUGCAUGCCGAUCAGAAAACAGCACGCGAAUGUUACUUUGCCAGUUUAAGGGUACAACCAACUACAAAGCCAAGACGAAGAUAG